CCCGGAGUUCCGGAGUCGAGUCGCUGCCGGGGCUGGAACGGAGAUGCAGCCGCCCUCCCGAAAAGUGAAGCCGGCCCAGGAGGUGAAGCUUCGCUUCCUGGAGCAGCUGAGCAUCCUUCAGGCUCGGCAGCAGCGGGAGGCGGAUCUGCUGGAGGACAUCAGAUCCUACAGCAAGCAGAGGGCAGCCAUUGAACGGGAGUAUGGGCAGGCACUCCAGAAACUGGCUGGGCCAUUCCUGAAGAGGGAAGGGUACCGGAGCGGGGAGAUAGACAGCAGACCUUCUCUGGGGAGAGGCAGGAUGGUGUUUGGUGCCUGGCGCUGUCUGCUGGAUGCCACCGUGGCUGGGGGCCAAGCCCGACUCCAGGCGUCUGACCGAUACCGUGACCUGGCAGGGGGCACAGGGCGGAGUGCCAAGGAGCAGUUGCUGAGGAAGGGGGCAGAGAACCUCCAGAGGGCACAGGCCGAGGUGCUGCAGUCUGUCCGGGAGCUGAGCCGAAGUCAGAAGCUGUAUGGGCAGCGGGAACGUGUGUGGGCAUUGGCACAGGAGAAGGCGGCUGAUGUCCAAGCCAGGCUGAACCGAAGUGACCAUGGGCUCUUCCACACUCGGACCAGUCUCCAGAAACUCAGCACCAAGCUCUCCACACAAUCGGCCCAGUACUCCCAGCAGCUGAAAGUGGCCCGCAAUGAGUACCUGCUGAACUUGGUGUCCACCAAUGCCCACCUUGAACACUACUACCAGGAGGAACUGCCCGCGCUGCUCAAGGCCCUGGUCAGCGAGCUGUCGGAACAUUUGAGGGACCCCCUGACCUUAUUGAGCCGCACGGAGCUGGAAGCAGCAGAGAUGGCCCUGGAGCAGGCCCGCCGUGGAGCACAGGCAACCUCCCAGGUAAGCUGGGAGCAGGAUCUGAAGCUCUUUCUUCAAGACCCCGAGGCAUUUUCCCCCAUACCACCUCAGAAGUUUCAGCCCGCAGGGAAUGACCAGGUAUGUGCCUUGGAGCUGGAGGGUGUUACUGGAGGUGUGGCUGGGGAGAGUGACCUGGAGAAAGAGGUUCAGCGCUGGACGAGUCGAGCUGCCCGAGACUACAAGAUCCAGAACCACGGGCUUCGGGUGCUGCAGCGGCUGGAGCAGAGGCGGCAGCAGGCUCCAGAGCGGGAGGCUCUGAGCAUAGAGCAACGGCUGCAUGAAGUAAGGCAGAGCAUCCUGCGGGCACAGGUGAGCCAGGUGAAGGGGGGUGCCCGGCUGGCCCUGCUGCAGGAGGCUGGCCUGGAUGUACAGCACUGGCUGAAGCCAGCCAUGACCCAGGCCCAGGACGAGGUGGAGCAGGAGCAGCGGCUCAGCGAGGCCCGGCUGUCCCAGAGGGACCUCUCUCCCACGGCUGAGGAUGCUGAGCUCUCUGACUUUGAGGAUUGUGAGGAGACUGGAGAGCUCUUUGAGGAGCCUGUCCCCCCAGCCCUGGCCACCAGACCCUUCCCCUGCCCCGCACAUGUGGUGUUUGGCUAUCAGGCAGGACAUGAGGAUGAGCUGACUAUCACAGAAGGCGAGUGGCUGGAGGUCCUAGAGGAGGGAGAUGCCGACGAAUGGGUCAAGGCUCGGAACCAACACAGCGAAGUAGGCUUUGUUCCUGAGCGCUAUCUCAACUUUCCCGACCUCUCCUUCCCUGAGAGCGGCCACGACAGCAGCAUGCCCUUAGGGGCAGAGCCCACAGCAUUUCUGGCUCGUGCCCUGUACAGCUACACGGGACAGAGCGCAGAGGAGCUGAGCUUCCCUGAGGGGGCACUCAUCCGCCUGCUGCCCCGGGCCCAGGAUGGAGUGGAUGACGGCUUCUGGAGGGGAGAAUUUGGGGGCCAUGUUGGGGUCUUCCCCUCCCUGCUGGUGGAGGAGCUGCUUGGUCCCCUAGGGCCUUCUGAGUCUUCAGACCCUGAACAGAUGCUGCCAUCCCCUUCUCCUCCCAGCUUCUCCCCUCCUGCACCCACCUCUGCUUUGGAUGGGGCCCCUGCACCUGUCCUGUCUGGGGACCAAGACCUGGACUGCCCUGGACCCCUGGACAUGAUGGCGCCUCGACUCAGGCCGAUGCGUCCACCGCCUCCCCCACCAGCUAAAGCCCCAGAUCCUGGCCGUCCAGAUCCCCUCACCUGAAGCCAGGGGUACUACUGCCCCCAGAGAUGCUGCUGCUGCCCUGUCUCCGUGCUGUCAGAGACCACCCUUCAGUGAUCCGGAGUGACACAGCCAGAAGCUGGAAUCCCCCCCAUUUCUGCUCUUAUCUCCAGGGGUAGAAACUGCCCCUUUCCCAAUUCUGGGUCUGGGUCUCCUCCUUUUCCCCACAUUGUCCGUUCUCUUACUGUCUCUAGGGCUUGAACUACCCCUUUCUUUUUUACCACCACUCCAGCUCUAGAGUGGUGAAAUACCCUGAAAUCUUUGGGGCUGGACCCCAUCCCCCAAAGUCUUGAGUGGCUCUGGACAGUGUGUCUCCACCUUGGCUCUGUGACCCACCCCACUCCAGAUGCCAGGGCCACAGGGCUUGGGGGCUGGGACGGGGCAGACCUGUCAGAAGGAGUUGGAGCCAUUAUGUGAAACAACUGUAAUGGUCCGAGCAGAUUUAUUGACAGUGAAUAAAGGGCAGGGGGCCUAAGGUGCUAUUGCUUUAGGGGGCCUGAUCCCAGUUGCCACACUCUAGCAUAUGGAGCGAGGUGAUGGGGAACGUGGGUCAGGCAGCCUGUUGGCAGGCAAGGAAAGGGGACUGAGGGCCAGGGAUGGGGGUGGGGGUGGGUGCCUUCUCCCAAUGUCCUCCAGGCUGAGACGGAUUAGGACCGGUCCCUCAGCUGGGGGCAGUG
Myotis brandtii (Brandt's bat) is the source of this 2832-nucleotide messenger RNA. RefSeq names its product FCH and double SH3 domains 1 (gene FCHSD1). Bases 44 to 2137 code for a protein of 697 amino acids. The record is from RefSeq and is a predicted model, not a curated record. Lineage: Eukaryota; Metazoa; Chordata; Mammalia; Chiroptera; Vespertilionidae. The transcript is spliced from 20 exons. Gene Ontology annotation, biological process: neuromuscular synaptic transmission; regulation of actin filament polymerization. Gene Ontology annotation, cellular component: neuromuscular junction; recycling endosome. Gene Ontology annotation, molecular function: protein binding.